Aethina tumida (small hive beetle) is the source of this 3497-nucleotide messenger RNA. RefSeq lists its product as uncharacterized. The transcript is spliced from 3 exons. The record is from RefSeq and is a predicted model, not a curated record. NCBI's taxonomy places the organism in Eukaryota, Metazoa, Arthropoda, Insecta, Coleoptera, Nitidulidae. Bases 89 to 595 code for a protein of 168 amino acids.
AAACAUCGAAAAUUCUUGAGACAUCUUCAGUUAUUGUUCAAACUGUGUCAAGUGAAUUACCAACUACAACCCCCAACAAAAAUUGAAAAUGAUGACUAGAUCUGCAAUUAUCGUUUUGGCCCUGGCAAUUUUCGGAGGGAUUGAAGCAGUGCCGACGGAUUUGACGACCCCAGUUCCAACAGCCGUGCACCAACCACAAGACCCGGCAGCCACCUUCGUACCCCACCAAACCUACCCUUAUGCCGACACGUACGGAGGGUACCUGUACCCAGUAGCCUACCAGCCUCAAAACGAUGGCUACAUGAACGCUCUGGUUCCAGCUGCUCAGGGCGCCCUUCAAGUGGCUCUGCGAGUGUUUGCUAAAGUGGGAUUGUUCCUGAUGGGCGGGCUUACCCUGCUGGUAAUCGGCGGCCUGUUCACCACCGCAGUCUGCUCCUUGACGCCCUUGUGCACCAUCUCGUUCAUGGGUCUCGGCGGCCUCGACAAGGACUCGAUGCGCUCCUUCAUGACCCCCGAUCGCAUCUCAGCUGCCGCCGCCCUCAUCCAGGACGCCAUCGGCAAAUACCAGCGUCUCCAAAGGGCCACCGGCAACUAGGAAACGAUGCGUUGUAAGUGAUUGAUUUUUUGAGGCUUAACAAGAACGGCUUUUGGUUCCUCAACGAUGGUUUUAUCAUCAUAGUCACUGUAAUUAAGUUAUAUUAUUAAUUUUGUUAAACAACCGAAUGUCUAUAUUAAUAUCAUUGUAUUUAAUUAUUACAUUUAACGUUAAUGACCUCAUUUACCGUAUAUUAUUAACAAUUUAUUUAAAAAAUAACAAAUAGUUUUAAAAACAUCCGGGAUCAAAUAAAAUUCUAUCGAAUUCUAAGUUAAACAAAAUGAGGUCAUUUUUAUAUAUACAUGUUAUUAUCAGAUUAGUUUUUUACAUACUUUGUGCAUCCACUUCAUAAUUUUAUAAUUGUUUUGCCACAUCAAUUUAUUUCAAAAUAAUUAAAAAACAAUUCUUGUACGUGCAUAAUUAUAAUUAAUAUAAUUAAUAAUUGUAAUAGUUACUCCCGAAGUAAAAUUAAACAAAAAAAACAAAUAUUACCAAAUAUUAAAACAAAUUAAGGUUCAUCCGAAAAGUUCAAGUAUUUUUGCGCAUAUUGAUCGAUCUAUGUUUUUCAUUCAUUUUAAUAAUUACGUUAAUUAGUGCUGAGGAUGUUUCCACUAGUAAUAAUUUAGAUAAAUAAUUACAAAAUUCCAUGUAUGAUAUUCAUGAUUUAAAGUUUAAUUUGAUUGGUCACAUUCUUUGCACUUUGUAUAAUUUUAGUUUUAUUAGUAUUAAUUUUAAUUAAUUUAGUUAGAAUAGAUACUAACAUUUAGUGUAGUUUUUGAUGAAAAUUCCCAGUUUUCUCAUCGUAUUAAGUAAGCCACAAGGAUAAAGACUGACCUAAAUGAGGCUCCAGAAUUGAUGACAGGUAGUUCUUAUUUCCAAAAUGUACAUAUAUGGACCAACCACCACUUUCUGGAUGUGUACAGACCAAUUAUUAUUAGGACGAAUAUCAAAUAUUCUAAAAUUCAGUUUAAAAAACAAAAUUAAACCAAAUCAACCAUUAAAAUUGUUAAAAAACAGUAUUAUUAAAGAUUCCUAUUAGUUUAAGCCUACUAACAAAUUCCACAACUACUAACAAAUCCGAAUGACAACCAAAUUUUGUACAGGUUAAUAUGGAGCACGAUAUAUAUCGCUCUGUAUUGACGAAUUGGUUGGCAGGGAUGCAAAUACUCCUAAAACUAGUUCUAAGAUUCGCGUUAAUUAACACAGAGCGAACAUUUUUGAAUCGUAACAUAGACAGAACUCUCAUAAAUCCAAGUGCAUACCAACUUUGUAUAGGAUUAUGCCAAAAGUAAUAUUCUAUUGAAAAUAAAACUAUUGGCAUAAUCGAUUGGAUAUGUGGUGAUUUAUGAACUGUAAAUAAGUAGUUUUUAAAUAAUUAGUGUACAUGAUUAUAAGGGUGAAGAAAAAAGUAUGACAGAUGUUAGAAAUUAGAAUUUAAAUUAGUAGUUGGAGUGUCAUAAACCUUAUUCUGAAUUCGUAAUUCAGAAAGAGGUUCGUGCUUUGUAAAUAAUGAGUGUACAUGAAAUUGCUGCCAAGAAAUUUUUACUUCUCGAAAAUACUGAUUUCAAUUUUUCGAGUUGUUCGGAACAAAAUUAAUAUAAAGAUAAUAAUUUAAGUGUACGAUUAGUAUUAAAGAAAUAGCCAGGAACAGAUAGUUUAUAUUCGGCAAUAAUAAGUUUAAAUUAGUUUAAAGUUUAUUAUUGCUUUCUAAAAUUUACUUAACAUAAUUUACUCAAAAUCUAAUAUUAUAUCAAAUCUCUCACAAUAUGUUUAGUUGUCUACUUUUCGUAAUAUAUAUUAUACUAUUCUAUAUAUGAUUAAUUAGAUAUAAUUCUGCUGCUAUAUAAUAUAAAAUAAUUAAACUGUGAUUGGAAUUCUAAUGAAUAUUAGUAUUAUCAAUAAUUUUAAUAUUUUCUGAUAUUUAUAAUGGAAUAAUUAACAUUGAAUAGUUUAGUCAUGAUUGGUAUUAAUAACAAGUGCAAGACUGGUGUUGUUUACUUAAAUUGAUUAGUUUUGACCAACAAAAUUAAUCGAUUAAAACCACACCAUAAAAAGUAAACUAUACACAUUUUUCAUUAUUUUUAUGUUAAUAUGAUAUUUACUAAUACUUAAUUUUAAAAUAUUAACUAACCGUUCAUAUACUGACCUGAUAGUAAUAAUAAAAUAGUAUACACAAAAAUCACUUAAUUUACGACUGGUCAAUAACAGAUUUGGUGCUUAAAAUAUUACAAUAAAAAAAAUAUGAAAUAUAUUGAAUCCAUUAACUAUUUGGUCAAUUCAUGAAGUCCUAACGUAUUGCUUGAUUAAAUUUAUUUCUUUUCUUUAAUAUUUUUAGUUGUAAUUUUUAAUUGCUUCCGGACAAUAUUAGUUUAGACACAAUGGUGAUGGUAUUAAAAUAAAUGUUAAUAAGUUUAACAGUUCUUCAAAAACGCCAAUUUUUGUACAGGUUGGCUUAGAAUUCACCAUUCGAAAUAUUGUUUUGGACGAUGAAUUCUGAGCUUGACAAUUUGGUGAUAUACGAUGAACUGGUACCUAUCCAAUUAAAAUUUAGUGUUAAUUCAUAAGAAUCGAUAAAUAUAUUCCAUAGAUUUAGUUUUAUAGAUUACAAAAUACUCAGGAACAACAUCGUCGAUCAAUAUUCUACGAAAAUACCAGAACUUUUUGUAAAAUAAAUAUUUAAUUAAUAUUCAAAAUUUUAUCCGAUAUAGCUUCUAUGCAUAAACAAAAAUUGUUGGCUUUAUUUUCUCUCUAUAAAAUUAAAUUCUUAACAUCAAAAUUAUACAAUAUUUAAAAUUUUUAUUGAUGUGGUCAAUUCCUAAUUUACAUUGGUUAAUAAAUUUCUCAACAAUACUGAAUUUGUAUGAAGUGUAAUGUUAUUUUUAAUAAAUUUUAUAUAAAUUAA